Molecule: messenger RNA, 1128 nt
Organism: Neopelma chrysocephalum (saffron-crested tyrant-manakin)
Lineage: Eukaryota; Metazoa; Chordata; Aves; Passeriformes; Pipridae
Product: translation initiation factor IF-2-like
Exons: 4
Coding region: 1-660 (219 amino acids)
Source: RefSeq, a predicted model, not a curated record
AUGUUGGGACCGCGGGCAGGGCGCUCCGCCGCCGAUCAGCGAGGCCCGGGGCUCGUUCCGCUCGCUCGGCGCCUCGCGAGGGCGGAGGGGGAGCCGGCCCGGCCCAGCCCCGCCACCACCUCCCCCGCGCCACCGCAGGGUCGCGGCCACCGCGGAGCUGUGUUACCCCCCCCAGCGCCCCGGCCCAGCCUCCCGCCCGCCUCCCUGUGCGGUGUUCCCUCCCCGGCGAGCUCCGCAGCGCGGCCUGGCAGCGUCCAGGGCCCUGAAGCGGCUUCCCCGUGGGCUGUUGGGGGUCGCCCGGGCGGUCGGGAGCGGGGGGACCCGGGGCUGUGGGGCUGCCGUUGGGGACCCGUUGGGGUCGUGUCCAUUGGGGUCGUGUUUUGGGGUCUACGGGAGCCAGAAAAUACCUGCAGACACCCCACUGGCUUUUUGGGGGAGAGCGGGAGGAGCCAAAGUGUCUGUGGGAUAUUUAAAGUCUUCAGUGAGUUACCUACCAUGGGAGUCAGCAUAUCAGCAGCCUCCAAAGUCUGUAAAGAAAGGAAGCUAUGGGAGGAAGGGGUCAGCCAACAGGAAAAUAUCAGGUUUUUCAUUUUCCUUUUGGAGGCUGGCAUGGGACGGAGCACCGCCGAGGAAGCCGUGUCAGGAACACUCACCUCUUGACACCACUGCUAAUAGGUGGUUAUUACAGCCCAUUGUGCUGAGAGCGGAGGCCUGGCUCUGACAGCUGCUCCAGUGAUAAAGUGUUCUACCUCACCUAAAAAUCGUAAGCGUCACAAACCUUUUAAGUACUCCUCUGACUUUCCUAUUUUAAAUUAAAUAUUGUUAUAAGUUCAGUAAGUCAUAAAAAGGUUAUGAUUACAUAAAACCAGCAUCACCUUGGUAAGAGAUUUAUUAUUAAAUGUGUGUCUAUAAAGUGCAACUACAGGAUGAUGUAAAAUAAGUGCGAAUGCAGAUGAACUGACAGUGGGCUUUGAAUAUUUUUGUACACUGAGGAAAUUGUUAAAUUACAUUAGUGGGGAAUCUGGUUUAUGAAAAAAAUUAUAAUUUUAUAAUUGAUCACAGAUUGCUUGCAUUUAAUUUGUGUUGGUUUACACCUUUAUAUAGAAUCUAUUCCUUUAUUUUCUUGUU